Messenger RNA from Spea bombifrons (plains spadefoot toad), 4693 nucleotides. It is a transcript of the gene PTCH2, whose product is annotated as patched 2. The transcript is spliced from 24 exons. The record is from RefSeq and is a predicted model, not a curated record. Gene Ontology annotation, cellular component: plasma membrane. NCBI's taxonomy places the organism in Eukaryota, Metazoa, Chordata, Amphibia, Anura, Pelobatidae. Gene Ontology annotation, biological process: smoothened signaling pathway. Bases 223 to 4497 code for a protein of 1424 amino acids. Gene Ontology annotation, molecular function: hedgehog family protein binding; smoothened binding; hedgehog receptor activity.
UAAAUCCAUCAGCUCUGGAUAGCAUGAAGGAGACCCCUGGAUCUAAGGAUUUACCCACCUAGAUGGAACCCUCUCGCAUUGCACGUCUCGCUUUAUGGAUUAUUCUGUGUUGAUUGCGUGUCUGCGCCGGUAAGCGGUGCCCUGUUUCUAGGACACCUCUAAACUUCAGAUCGAGCUUUGUGUCUUGCGUACCCCGGUCCUCCUGCGUGUUCUAGGAUCCCAAUGGCCUCUGUUCCCCCAAGAGCGGGGGAAGGGGGUUUGGUUGAUUUACCCCCUGGCUACAAAGCAUCCCACCGGGCUCAGGAUUCGGACCUGUUACGGAGACCCAGUUACUGCCACGCUGCCUUUGCACUGAAACAAAUUGCCAAGGGAAAGGCUGUGGGCCACAAAGCCCCUCUCUGGCUACGGGCGAAGUUUCAGGCCCUUCUCUUCUCCCUGGGCUGCUCCAUCCAGAGACACUGCGGGAAAGUCUUGUUCAUCGGGCUGCUGGUGUUCGGCGCCCUGGCCGUUGGACUCCGGGUGGCUUCUAUCGAGACGGACAUCGAAAGGCUUUGGGUGGAAGCGGGAAGCCGAGUAAGUCAGGAGCUCUACUACACUAAGGAGAAGCUCGGUGAGGAAUCGGUCUACACGUCUCAGAUGCUGAUCCAGACGCCGAAGAAAGAUGGGGAGAAUAUCUUGAGCCAGGAAGCCAUGAUGAUACACCUGAAAGCGGCUCUGGCGGCCAGCAAAGUGCAGGUCUCAAUGUAUGGAAAAUCAUGGGACUUGAACAAGAUCUGCUAUAAGUCGGGAGUCCCCAUUAUCGAGAACGGAAUGAUUGAGCGGAUGAUCGAGAAGCUGUUCCCUUGUGUGAUCAUCACCCCCUUAGACUGUUUUUGGGAAGGAUCUCAACUCCAAGGAGGCUCAGCCUAUCUCCCGGGAAGGAGAGACAUCCAGUGGACUAACCUGGACCCAAUCCAGUUGAUGGAAGAGCUUGGCCAGUUCACCACCCUGGAUGGUUUCCAAGAGAUGCUGGACAAGGCAGAAGUGGGGCAAGCGUACAUGGAAAGAUCCUGUCUGGACCCCACAGACCCCGAAUGUCCAGAAAGCUCCCCAAACAAGAAAACAAAAAAGAAUCCAGAUAUCGUCAACGCUCUACGGGACGGCUGUUAUGGUUUUUCAAAGAAAUUUAUGUACUGGCAAAAAGAGUUGAUCCUCGGAGGGAUGGUCAAGGGGCCUGACGGAGAACUUAAGAGUGCUGAAGCUCUCCAGUCAAUGUACCUACUGAUGAGCCCCGGACAGCUUUACGAACAUUAUAAAGAUGACUACGAAAUUCACGACAUCAACUGGAACGAAGAGAAGGCGAAGGCCAUCUUGGAAUCUUGGCAGCGAAAAUUUGUGGAGCAAGCCCAAAAGUCCGUCCCACGGAAUUCAUCCCAGGACAUCCACGCUUUUUCCACCACUACUCUGAAUGACAUCAUGAAGUCCUUCUCUGAUGUCAGCGUCAUCCGUGUCGCCGGAGGUUACCUGCUUAUGCUGGCCUAUGCCUGUGUCACUAUGCUACGCUGGGACUGCUCCAAGUCUCAAGGUGCAGUCGGUUUGGCUGGUGUGCUUCUUGUUGCUCUCUCUGUGGCAUCAGGGCUUGGUCUGUGCUCCCUCCUGGGCAUCACCUUUAAUGCGGCAACUACACAGGUGCUGCCAUUUUUGGCCCUAGGGAUUGGAGUGGAUGACAUGUUCCUGCUGGCGCAUGCAUUCACCGAGACCAGCAUGAGUACCCCGUUCAAGGAACGGACGGGUGAAUGCUUAAGACGUACCGGUACCAGCGUGGCUCUCACAUCUAUCAAUAACAUGAUUGCGUUCUUCAUGGCUGCCUUGGUGCCAAUCCCUGCCCUGCGGGCUUUCUCUCUACAGGCUGCCGUAGUUGUGGUGUUCAAUUUUGCCAUGGUGCUCCUAAUAUUCCCUGCCAUUCUGAGCCUGGACCUUCACCGGAGGGAAGAUCAGAGGCUUGACAUCCUUUGCUGUUUUUACAGCCCCUGCUCUUCGAGAGUAAUCCAGAUCAAACCACAAGAAUAUUCAGACGCUAACGACAAUCACACUUAUCAUCCUUCAUCAUAUGGAAAACCGACCAUCACCACCAGCACCCAAAUCACCACCACAGUGCAAGCCUUCACCCAAUGUGACCCAUCGGGGCACCACAUAGUCACAAUCCUUCCCCCAACCUCUCAGAUCUCCACCUCUCCGUCAGUCAUUGUGCCAACAAUAGAUCCUCUUGGGUCUCAGGUCUUCAGCCCAUCCAGCUCCACCAGGGAUUUGCUGGCUCAGUUGGACGAGAGCAAAAGUGGCCGAGAAUGCGUUCCUCUCCCCUUCCUAAAAUGGAGCCUCUCCGAUUUUGCCCGUGAGAAGUAUGCCCCCUUGUUGCUGAAGCCUGAAACCAAGGGCAUUGUAGUAGCCCUUUUUAUGGCUCUGCUUGGCCUCGGCCUGUAUGGUACAACUAUGGUUCAUGAUGGACUUUACUUGACUGACAUCGUCCCUCGUGAGACCAAGGAAUACAACUUCAUCUCUGCCCAGUUUAAAUACUUCUCCUUCUACAAUAUGUUUAUUGUCACCAAGGGUGGGUUUGAAUACCCCAAAGUUCAAGAAGCACUGUAUGAACUACACGAGUCCUUCGGCUCCGUGAAGUACGUCGUGCGGGAAGAGGGCAGGGAUCUUCCCAAAAUGUGGCUUCACUACUUCCAGGACUGGCUCAGAGGUUUGCAGACUGCUUUUGAUAAAGACUGGGAGUUGGGCCGAAUCACUCAGGACAAUUACCGGAACGGAACGGAGGACGGCGUCCUGGCCUACAAACUUCUCAUUCAAACAGGGAGCAAGAAGGAGCCCUUUAAUUUUAACCAGUUGACCAGCAGAAGACUUGUUGACCAAAAAGGCCUCAUUCCCGAAGAUGCUUUCUAUAUAUAUUUGACCGUGUGGGCCAGCAAUGAUCCCUUGGGUUAUGCUGCUUCCCAGGCUAACUUUUACCCACCUCCUCCCGAAUGGAUCCAUGAUCGAUAUGACACCACCGGCGAGAACUUAAGGAUCCCGGCGGCAGAACCGAUUGAAUUUGCCCAGUUCCCGUUUUAUUUGAAUGGACUUCGUCAGACAUCUGAUUUCAUUGAGGCCAUAGAGAGCGUGCGUUCGGUUUGCGAUGAGUUCGCCAAGCAGGGGGUUUACAGCUAUCCGAGCGGUUACCCCUUUCUGUUCUGGGAGCAGUACAUUGGCCUGAGGCACUGGUUCCUCCUGGCCAUCAGCAUCGUCCUGGCCUGCACCUUCCUAGUCUGCGCCAUCCUCCUGCUGAACCCCUGGACCGCUGGCAUCAUUGUCUUCAUUUUGGCUAUGAUGACGGUGGAGCUGUUUGGAAUCAUGGGACUGAUCGGCAUUAAGCUCAGUGCCAUCCCUGUGGUGAUUCUCAUUGCCUCUGUGGGAAUCGGUGUGGAAUUCACUGUGCACGUAGCUCUGGGUUUUCUCACUUCCAUCGGGGACCGUAACCAGCGCUCGGUUCUUGCUCUGGAGCACAUGUUCGCUCCUGUCCUGGACGGAGCCAUAUCCACAUUACUGGGAGUUCUUAUGCUCGCGGGAUCGGAGUUUGACUUUAUUUUCAGGUACUUCUUUGCCGUUCUGACCAUUCUCACCGUUUUGGGGCUUCUCAAUGGACUGGUUUUACUGCCUGUGCUUCUCUCCCUGAUCGGACCCCCUGCGGAGGUCACCCCUGCAGAUCACAGUAGCCAAUUACCUACCCCCAGCCCUGAACCUGUACCCCCACACAUGAACAGACACGGCUUCUACUCGCCAAACAAACAUGGCAAGUUGGGCGGCUUCAGUGAUCCAGAAGAUUCCUCGGAUUAUUAUUCCGAGACCACCACCACAUCAGGGAUGGAGGAAGACGACCCCCAGCUGUAUGAGCGAAGCGCUUACAUCAUUCCCCGCAAACCUUCGCAUAUCAUACUCGAAGCCAGCAAGGAUCCUGCCUAUCCCAAGAUCAUGUUGGUGAAACCCUGCAAAGGCAACCAAGAUGAGCCGAUGAAGAUCGAUGGCCAGGAUCCUUGUACUCAAGAAGCUCUUACUGCCACGGAUACAUCUCGGGGUAACUGCCCAGAUCAGGAACCCAGAGACUGGAGGAGGAGGCAGCACCCGCUCCCCACCGCGCAAGGGCAUGCAAGGACUAACCAGCCCCCGUGCAUCAGGACUCAGCACAGUAACAGGCCACAGGGCCACAGGACUGCUCCACCAGCCUACUGUGCGAAGAUGCCGGGGCCCAACGGCUCUAUCACUACCGUGACCACCACAGCGUCCGUAACGGUGGCCGUGCACCCAGUGCUGCCCGGAGCUGUACGGGGUUAUACCCACGAGGGUUACGAGGACAGUGAGACAGACUUUAUGGAGGGCAGAGCCCAGUGGGCAAAAAGGAGAACCAAGUACCCUGAGGUGUUUGAGCUUGAAGACCUUGAACGAGAAAGAACACAAACGGACUCCUCCGUCCGGCACUAGGAGGACGUCGUGUAUAUAUAUACAUACAGCUCUUUAAUGAAAAGAAUGUAUCGUUGGAAUCCUUGUACAGAGAAUUAUCUAAAGAAGAGGAAAUAAUGGAUACUAAUCGAAAUAAUAUUACACUCAGAUGAAAGUAUUAGAGACUCUUUAACUUUAUGAUAUAUUUUAAUAUGAAAAACUAUGAAAAAGAACAAAA